CAUAAACACAUCCAAAAUGCUAAGAAAAAGCGAAAGGCAGAAGGAGUCCUUACCAAGGACUUCAUGGUCCAGGGCACCCUGGAUUUUCACAAGAAUGCGGCAUCACUGUCAUUGCGAGAGAAUGUCACAAGAGCAGAAACACAUUUUGCUCUCUCCAUGGUUGCAAAUUCUCUUCCACACACUUGAGCGGAUGUGGCAACCUUAACGUACCCUUACAUGUUCCCUGAUUCGCAAAUCGCAAAAGGCUUCCAAUGUGGUCGCAAGAAGGUUUCAUGCAUCAUUUCUGAUGGCCUUGGACCGUACUUCAAGGAAAAGGUGGUUCAAGAGCUUGUUCAACCAGAGGUGUUCUAUAGCAUCAUGAUCGACGAGACCCCAGUGCCUGAGGCCAAGGUGCAGCAGUUGGAUGUACUUGCUCGCUACUACUCUGUCAACACGCAGAAUGUAGUUGUGGAGCACCUACAGUCACUUCAUUUGGGACAUGCUACUGCAGAUGAACUGUUUUGCUGUGUUGAAGAUACUCUUAAUGAGCUUCCAAAGCAGAACAUGGUAUGUUUCUUCAGUGACAGCCCCUACGUGAUGAAGAGCUUAAAACGCAAACUGAAAGCGGAGCUCAGCCUUGACAUAAUUGACACUGGAGAAUGUAGUCUUCAUAAGGUCCAUAAUGCUUUCUCUGCUGGCUUAAAUUCUUUCUGUAGCGAGUUGGAAUCGAUUGUAACUGAUGUCCACUACUACUUCAAGUAUGCAACAAGGCAUGCAGACAUGAAGGAACUGCAGUGUAAACUCGGAUUGCCACAGCUUGAGUUCUUGCGUCAUGUGAAUACCAGGUGGCUGACGCUAUUUCCCAGCAUUGAGCGUGUGCUUAAAUUAUAUGACCGCCUGAAGACCUUUUUUUCGAAGUCGGGGGUGCCGAGAACACCAUCAUCGGCAAGGCACAGUCGUCUGGCAUCUGCGUUCACCGACAGCACACUGCGAGCAAAGUUGGUCUUUGUACAAAAUGCCGCACAGAUCUUCGAGAAGUUCCAUAUGCUUUUCCAAAGCAAGGAGCCUCUCCUGCUUAUCUUUUAAGAUGAGACGGUGGCAUUCAUCAAGCAGGAGCCUGGAAGUUUUCUUCGCCAGGAGUCCCAGGAGUCAUUUGUUGACUUGACUGGCUUGCAGUUGACAGACCUUGAUGUGGAAUCGUCUGUCCAUUGGAAGGCAAAGCCGGAGGUUGGUGUGGACACCGAAAUAGAAAUGGAGGUCUGGACGCCAACUCAAAAGAAUGCAUUUUACACCAGGGCAAGGGCUUUCUACAUAGCAUGUACCAAGUUCCUAAUAUCUAGGUUGCCGCUGCACAACAAGGUGUUGUUUUAUUUAAGGUUUUUAAAGCCUAAUGCAGAAGGAGAGUUUGCCACAAGGUCGCUGCGAUAUAUCGCGAAUGCUCUGCCACAAGUUU
This is a messenger RNA of Ixodes scapularis (black-legged tick), 1432 nucleotides long. RefSeq lists its product as uncharacterized. Lineage: Eukaryota; Metazoa; Arthropoda; Arachnida; Ixodida; Ixodidae. The transcript has a single exon. The coding region runs from base 217 to 1065 and encodes 282 amino acids. The record is from RefSeq and is a predicted model, not a curated record.